Messenger RNA from Aspergillus campestris IBT 28561, 1653 nucleotides. Its product is annotated as putative MFS lactose permease. The transcript has 5 exons. Gene Ontology annotation, biological process: carbohydrate transport; transmembrane transport. Gene Ontology annotation, molecular function: carbohydrate:proton symporter activity. Bases 1 to 1653 code for a protein of 550 amino acids. Gene Ontology annotation, cellular component: membrane. The record is from RefSeq and is a predicted model, not a curated record. Lineage: Eukaryota; Fungi; Ascomycota; Eurotiomycetes; Eurotiales; Aspergillaceae.
AUGGGUAAGGCCGAGGAGACCAUCGUGGGUGCCACCGAGCCCCAGCCACAUUUUCCGGUCGUGGCGGAGGGAACUGGCAAGACUGCGGGCAAUGAAGGUGCUACCAGCAAGGAGGUGUACAACGCCGAGCUGUAUGCGGCGAUCCAGGAAUCCAAUAUCCCGAGAUGGAGCAGGGCAGCCAUACAUCUGUACCUAUGUGUGUUCAUCGCAUUCUGCUGUGCGUGCGCCAACGGCUAUGAUGGUUCCCUGAUGGGGUCGAUCACGGUCAUGCCGCAUUUCAAGUCGGUCAUGCACAGUGAGAAUGACGGGUGGAAGGUGUCUGUUAUGACCUCUCUGUAUUCAGUGGGUUCGAUCAUCACCACCCCUUUCGCCGCCGCCGUCAGUGACCGAUGGGGUCGCCGAGCCGGAAUGAUCUCCGGAGCCGUGGGCAUCAUCCUGGGCAGUGUCAUUGCAGCCAGCGCCUUCAGCCUCGCUCAGGUCACCGUCGGCCGUCUAGUGCUCGGCUCCGGGAUUCAGUUCAUGACGGUCGCCGCGCCAGCCUACUCCAUGGAGAUUGCUCCGCCUCAGUGGCGUGGUCGCUGCACUGGGUUUUACAACUGUGGAUGGUUCGGAGGCUCGAUUCCCGCCGCCCUGGUUACUUUCGGGUGCCAGUACAUCGACAACACCUGGUCGUGGCGGAUCCCGUUCAUCGGCCAGUGCGUCGCCUGUUUCAUUGUUCUGGGCGCCGUGGCGUUCAUUCCCGAGUCUCCUCGUUACCUCUUUGCCCAGGGCCGGGAGGAGGAAGCCAUCGAGUUCUUGGUCAAGUUCCACGGCAAUGGCGAACGCAGCUCGCGCCUCGUCCAGCUGGAGAUCGAAGAGAUUCGCGAGAGCAUCCGACAAGAGAUGCAGGAUAAGGCGAUCCCCUGGUGGGAUUUCCGCUGUCUCGUCGACAGCCACGAGAGUCGCUGGCGGUCCACGCAGGUGCUGAUGAUGGGAGUCUUUGGCCAAUUCUCGGGCAACGGGCUGGGAUACUUCAACCCGGAAAUCUUCAACAAGCUGGGUGUCAAGUCCACCUCGCAGCAGCUCGGCUACAACGUGCUCAACUCGGUUCUUUCCGCGAUCGGCGCGGGCACCGCCGUGUCCCUGACGGACCGCAUGCCUCGCCGUCCGGUCCUUGUGUACGGCACCUUCCUGUCGGCGGUGAUGUUGGCCAUCAACGGUGGUGUCAGCCGCGUCUUUGGGGCCGACCAUAGCAAUGCGAACGCCGGUCGCGCCGCGCUCGCCUUCUACUUCUUGUUCAAUGUCGUCUAUUCGUUCGCCUACACUCCGCUGCAGGGCGUUGUCCCCGUCGAGGCCCUUGACACCCACCGACGCGCCAAAGGCCUGGCCUUUUACGGCUUCCUGACGGGCUGCCUGGGCUUUAUCAACACCUUCUGCACCCCGAUCGCCAAUAAAACCAUUGGGUUGAACUAUAUCUGGGUGUUUGUCGGUUGGGACUGCGUCGAAGCCGUCCUUUGGUAUCUCUUUGCUGUUGAGGGCCAGGGACGUACCCUCGAGGAGUUGGAAUGGGUCUACAAGCAACCUAACCCGGUCAAGGCCUCACAACGCGUCGACAAGGUCGUCCAACAGGCCGACGGCACCGUCACCGAGAAGGUUGUCGACCAUACUAUUUAG